This is a messenger RNA of Coregonus sp. 'balchen', 39147 nucleotides long. Lineage: Eukaryota; Metazoa; Chordata; Actinopteri; Salmoniformes; Salmonidae. The record is from the annotation of a GenBank genome assembly.
GAGGAGAAGGAGAGGAGGAGGGGAGAAGGAGAGGAGAGGAGAGGAGGAGGAGAGGAGGAGAGGAGAAGGAGUGGAGGAGGAGAGGAGGAGAGAAGGAGAGAAGGAGAGGAGGAGGAGGAGGAGGAGAGAAGGAGGAGAGGAGAAGAGGAGGAGGAGAGAAGAGGAGGAGGAGGAGUGAGGAGGAGGAGGAGGAGGAAUGAGGAGGAGGAGGAGGAGUGAGGAGGAGGAGAGAAGAAGAGGAGGAGUGAGGAGGAGGAGAGAGGAGGAUGGUGAACGGAGAGAGAAAAAAUAAAGACUACGCCACAGAGAGAUCAUGUGAUCAAAGUAUCACUUCCUGAAAAUAAAGAAAGAAAAAAAGAGAGAGAGACUGAAGACCCUGACCUCUUAAAGAGCAAGGAAAACAUUACAAUCUCUGCUUUUAAUUCCUCAGAUCAGUUAAUGAUGGGAACAUGAACAUUGCCCUUAGAGGAGAGGCUCAGUUGACUUAGAAAAUAACCUGCAGCAGAAACUUUUAUUUGUUUUCUUUAUAUUAUAUAUUGGUGUUGUUGUUUCUUUAGUAUAUCAACCCUAAAGUCGUAGUUCUAUCUAUUUAAUGUUUAUUUUGUACCUAGUCAGGUCAGGGAUUCGAACCAGAAAUAUUUUGGUUAUUUUGGUUACUGGCCCAAUGCUAUUAACCGCUAGGCUUCUGCCGCCUCUGUUCUGUUCUGUUCUGCUCUGCUCUGUUCUGUUCUGAAGUCAUGGUACUGAUGAGGAAAAUGUCUUAAUCAAAUUAGCAUUUUAUAUCAACCACCCAACUUCCUUUUUGAUAUAACUCCCAUUGGCUUCCUUGAACAGCAACAAAUUAGAUUUAUUUUAGUUAAGUAACCAAAGCAGUCUGAUUUCACUGCUAAUGAAAAGCUAACAGGCUAACAUAUCACACCACUUCAAUGGAGAUCUCAUGUCUUUGAGCUAGCAGCUGAUCCACUCUAUAGGUUUCAUUAGAGGAACAGCAUCUGUUCAGCUGUUUCUUUUAGGUGUGUGUGUGUGUGUGUGUGUGUGUGUGUGUGUGUGGGCGUGUGUUGUGUGUGUGUGUGUGUGUGUGUGGGCGUGUGUAUGUGUUGGUGUGUGUGUGUGUGUGGUGUAUGUGUGUGUGUGUGUGUUGGCGUGUGUGUGUGUGUGUGUGUGUGUGUGUGUGUGUAUGUGUGUGUGUGUGUGUGUGUGUGUGUUGUGUGUGUGUGUGUGUGUGUGUGUGUGUGUGUGUGUGUUGUGUGUGUGUGUGUGUUGUGUGUGUGUGUGUGUAUGUGUGUGUUGUCGUUAUUAGUUUUACCAGACUUGGUCUGUCUAAUCAUAAGCAGCAUGUUUCCCAUAGCACAGCAGACCAGACCUCAACACCCCCCAAACCACCAGCGGAAACCUUCUUUCUGGUAGCAGCUCCCAGUCCCACAGUUAUAAAACAAACCACUUCAUCUGUAUAGAAUUGAGUUGUGAAUUAAAAAUGUUUCUCUUCAUCUAGUGUUGGUUAAUAUCAUAAACUACUGUGUCUUAGACUGGCGCCUCGUGAUUUUUCUGUAGGGGUUAGUAUGAUGGGGGCGGCAGGUAGCUUAGUGGUUAAGAGCGUUGUGCCAGCAACCGAAAGGUCUCUGUAAGUCCCUCUGGAUAAGAGCGUCCGCUAAAUGACUAAAAUGUCAAAUGUAAAAUGGUGAUGUUCUAAGAGUCUAACGGCAUCCCAAAUGGCGCCCUAUUCCGUUUGGACCUAAUGGAUCCUGGUCAAAGGUAGUAAACAGUUUACUCCAUGUGGUACAAACACUGGAAAACGCUAUAUAAAAACACGAGUUGAUUAAAUUGGUUUCCAAUUAAAUCCUGCGUUUGUUGUUUAAAUUAAUUUGUUUUAUUGACAUCUUGUUAUUUUAUUUGAAAGCACAUUUAUGUCUAUUUUAACUUCUAUUUGAAGAAAUUGUGAAAUAUUUACAGAAUGUGCAGCUAAAUUAAUAAAUAUAAAUUGAAUUUGAACACACACACACUGUCACGCCCUGGCUCUGGGACUCUGUUAUGUUGAGCCAGGGUGUGUGGUUUCUAUGUGUUUUGUGUGCUAGGGUGAUUAUCUAGUUAAUUUGUUUCUAUGUUGGCCGGUGUGGUUCUCAAUCAGAGGCAACGUUUAUCAGCUGUUGCUCGUUGUCUCUGAUUGGGAACCAUACUUAGGCAGCCUGUUUUCCACAGUGUGUUGUGGGAUCUUGUUCCGUGUUUGGUUAGUGUCUAUUGCCAAGGACGUCACGUAUCGUUUUGUUGUUUUGUUGUUUUGUUCGUGUGAUCAUUAAAAAAUAAAAGUAUGUUCGCAUUCCACGCUGCGCCUUGGUCCUCUGUGUUCGACGAUCGUGACAGAAGAUCCCACCAUAACUGGACCAAGCAGCGUGUCCAGGAGCCAACGCCAGAGGUGACUCUGAUGGAUGUCCACUUCGACUGGGUCAAGCAGCGUGUCCAGGAGCCAACGCCAGAGAGGGCUCUAAAGGAUAUCAACCUCGACUGGGUCAAGCCGCGGGAGGAGGAGAGAGGCUGGACUUGGGAGCAGAGGAGCGAGAGUCUGGCGAGAGCCAUGGAGGCCUGGCCCACGGGGAGGAGAGACGCCCAGAAAUUUUUUAGGGGGGGGGGCUCACGCCGUGGACGACGGGGCAGCAGGAGGCCGGGAUAGAGUGGUUCAGCGGGUUGGCAAAGGAGGCCGCCAGGUUACGGGAGUCACUGGUCACCAGGGGGAAGGAGAAUGUAGAGGCACGGCGAGAGGUACUGGGGUGUGUUGCCAGUCCGGUCCGGCCCGUUCCUGAUCCCCGCGUAGGGCCAGUGGUGUGUGUCCCCAGUACGGUCCGGCUUGUUCCUGUCCCUCGCACCGAGGCUGUGGUGCGCGUCGCCAGCCCGGUCCAGCAUGUUCCUGCCCCUCGCACCAAGCCUGUGGUGCGCGUCGUCAGCCCGGUUCGGCCCGUCCCUGCUCCCCGCACCAAGCCUGUGGUGCGCGUCGUCAGUCCGGCACAGCCCAUGCCUGUUCCACCGGUGCCUGGUCCGGCACCGGUCAGCUGCUCCAUUCCGGAGCAAGAGCAAUCCUCUCCACCAGUGUUCAGUCCAGCUCCGGCCAGCAGGGCCAGACCGGACCAGGGGCGCAACGGGGGGUUUGUUGGAGGGUGGGGGUCAAGCCCGGAGCCGGAACCGCCUCCGAGGAGGAAUGCCCACCCGGCCCUCCCCUGUUCGGUUUAUGUUUGGCGCGGUCGCAGUCCGCGCCUUUGGGGGGGGGUACUGUCACGCCCUGGCUCUGGGACUCUGUUAUGUUGAGCCAGGGUGUGUGGUUUCUAUGUGUUUUGUGUGCUAGGGUGAUUAUCUAGUUUAUUUGUUUCUAUGUUGGCCGGUGUGGUUCUCAAUCAGAGGCAACGUUUAUCAGCUGUUGCUUGUUGUCUCUGAUUGGGAACCAUACUUAGGCAGCCUGUUUUCCACAGUGUGUUGUGGGAUCUUGUUCCGUGUUUGGUUAGUGUCUAUUGCCAAGGACGUCACGUAUCGUUUUGUUGUUUUGUUCGUGUGAUCAUUAAAAAAUAAAAGUAUGUUCGCAUUCCACGCUGCGCCUUGGUCCUCUGUGUUCGACGAUCGUGACACACACACACACACACACAUACACACACACAUACAAUGAGUGAGAGAGAGCAAAAGAGAAAGAAAGAGAGUGUGAGAGAGAGGCAGACAGACAGAGGCAGACAGAGUUCCCCCAAAAUAGAGUAGUCUGUCAUAAACACACUACCCUCUCCCACCCUCCUCCCAGGUCCCAUGGGUCAACGUUUUCAUUUUGGAGCCUUUCUAUGUGAUUGGAAAAAAAAUAAAAAAUCAUGAAGCGAGUAGGAGGCAGUUCAACAGUGUUCAGCAGUAUUGGAACGAAGCCGAGAUGUCGACACAGAGGAUAGAAUAGACGCCGGAAGGGAGCAAUGAAGAGGUAAUUGUGGACUGUGAGGUCGAGGAUAGAAUGUGGUCCUCUGUAGCUCAGCUGGUAGAGCAUGGCGCUUGUAACGCCAGGGUAGUGGGUUCGAUCCCCGGGUGUCACGCCCUGGCUCUGGGGACUCUAGUAUGUUGAGCCAGGGUGUGAGUUUUCAUUUGUGUUUGUUCUAGUUGUUGUAUUUCUAUGUUGGCCAGGGUGGCUCCCAAUCAGAGACGGCUGUAGCUCGUUGUCUCUGAUUGGGAGCCAUACUUAAGUAGCCGUUAGGCAUUCAUUUGGUGUGGUUUCUUGUUCCGUGUUGGUUGUGAAUUAACCAGGGACGUCACGUUUUCGUUUUGUUGUUUUGUUCGUGUGAUCAUUCAAAUUAAAUAAAUAUGUUCGCAUUCCACGCUGCGCCUUGGUCCUCCUCUGUUCCCGACGAUCGUGACACCGGGACCACCCAUACGUAAAAAUGUAUGCACACAUGACUGUAAGUCGCUUUGGAUAAAAGCGUCUGCUAAACGGCAUAUUAUUAUUAUUAUUAUAUUAUAUUAGAAUAGACGCCGGAAGGGAAAGGAGGGGGGGGAAAAGGGGGCCGAGGGGGGAGGAAAAAGGGGGGAAAGAAAUUUGGGUUAUUUCUUAAAAAAAUCGGGGAGGGGAAAGGGGGAAUUGAAGGGGGGAAAGGGGAAAAGAAGGGUCUAAAAAGGGGGAAAAAAGGAAAGGGGAACGAAGACAAACCAAAAGGGGGUGAAAGGGGAGCGGGUUUUGGGGGGGUUAAAGAAGGGGGUUGGGGGGGGGGGAAAGGGGGCCCUUAGGGGGGGGGGGAAGGGGAAAAAGGGGAAGAAAAUUGGGGGGGGGAAGUAUGGGAAGGUUUGGUGGGGGUUGGUAAAGGGAAAAGGGGGGGGGUAGGUGGGGUAAAGAAAUCGGGGGGGAAUUUGGUAAAAGUAUCGGAGGGGGUGGGUGUGGGGGAAGUACGGGAGGUGGUAGGUGUGGUAAAAGAAAUCGGGGGUGGUGGUGGGGGGGGGUUGGGGGGAAUUUAAAUCGGAGGGAAGGUGGGUGAAGUAUCGGAGGUUUGGUGGGGGUUGGGGUUUGAAGUAGGAGGGGGGUUUUGUGGGGAAGUAUCGGGGUGGAAAGGUGGGGGUGAAUUUCGGGGGGUGGAAGGUGGGGGUAAAGCCCGGAAGGUGGUAGGUGGGGGGAAAAGUAUAGGUUUUGGGGGUUGGGGGGGGAAAGUAUGGGGAGGCCCCGGGGUUGGGGGGGGGUUAGGGGGGAAGUUCGGAGGGGGGGUUUAGGUGUGGGGGAGAAAGGGCGGAGGGGGUAUUUUUGGGGUGAAGAAAUUCGGAGGUUUUUGGGUUUUGGGUUUAAGUAGGGGGGGGGUUUAAGGUGGGGUUGAAAUUAUUCGGAGGGUAGGUUGGGUGGGAAGAAAAUUUUUCCCCGGGGGGUGGUUUUGGGGAAAAAAUACCCCGGGGUUUGGUGGGGGGGGGAAAGGGUUUAAUUUCGGGGGUGGAGGUGGGGAAAGGGAAGGAUGGUGGGGUGGUACCCCCCGGGUGGGGGGGGGAAAGGGGGGAGGGGGAAUUCCCGGGUGGGGUUUUGGGUAAGAUUGGGGGUUUGGAGGGGGGGGAAGUAUCGGGGGGGGGGGUAGGGGGGGGGAAAGUUUUGGGGGGGGAAAAGGUGUGGUAAGGAUCGGAAGGGGGUAGGUUGUGGAUGAAUUUCGGAGUGGUAGGUGUGGUAGUACCGGGGGUGGUGGGUGUGGUGAAGAAAUGGGAGGUGGUCGGUUGUUUUUAUUCGGGGGGUUAGGUUGGGGGGAAAGUAUCGGGGGGUGGUAGGUAAUGUGGUGAAGUUUGGGGGGGUUGGUUGGGGUUAAGUAAAAGGGGGUGGUGGGUUGGGGUUGAAGUAUCGGGGGUUUGGAAAAGUUUUGGUUUGACUUAGGGAGGUGGAAGGUUUGGGAAUUAUCGGGGGUUGGGUUUUGGUUUGAAGUACGGAGGUGGUGGGUUGUGGGGGGUUACGGAGGUGGUAGGGGGGUGAAUUUUUUGGAGGUGGAGGGGGUGGGGGGGGAAGUAUGAGGUGGUGGGGUUGGGGUGAAAUUAUCGGGGGGGUAGGUGGGUUUAAAGUAUCGGAGGGUGGGUGUGGUAAAGUUCGGAGGUGUGGUGGGGUUUGAAGUAUCGGAGGUGGUGGGUUGUGGUGAAGUAUCGGGGGUGGUAGGGUUGGUAAAGUUUUGGAGGGGGGUAGGUGGGGUGAAGUUCGGGGGGAAGGGUUUGGUAAAGUAGGGAGGUGGGAAAGGGGGGUGGUAAAGUAUGGGAGGUGGUAGGUUUGGUUUGAAUUACGGGGGUGGUAGGUGUGGUGAAGUUUCAAAAGGUGGGGGGGGCGGGGGUUAAGUUUGGGGGGGGGUGUGUGGUAAAAGUAUGGGUUUUUUUUGGUUAGGGGGGGAAAAAGUUUCGGAGGUUUUGUGUGGUGAAGAUGGGAGGUUUGGUAGGUGGGGUUUAAAAGGAUGGGAGGGGGUUUAGGUGUGGGGGGAAGUAUCGGGGGUGGUAGGUUUUGGUAAGUAUUGGAGGGGGAAAGGUGUUUUUGGAAGAAAGGGGGUUGGUGGGUUUGGGGUAAGUAUCGGGGGUGGAGUGUGGUAAAAGUAUCGGGGGGGGUUUGGGGGGUGUGGGGGAAGAUCGGAGGGGGUGGGGGUUUUGGGAAGAAAUCGGGGGUGGAAAGGUGUGGGGGGGAAGUUCGGGGGUGGUGGGUUGUGGUGAAGUAUCGGGGGUGGUGGUUGGGGGUUGAAGUAGGGAGGGGGUAGGUGUGGGGGAAGUAGGGGGUGGGGGUUGGGGUGGCCCAUUUUGGUGGUUGUGGGGGUUGUGAAUUAUCGGGGUUGGAAGGUGUGGUUAAGUAUGGGAAAAGGGUGGUAGGUUUUGGGGGUAGGAAAGGGGGAAAGGGGGGGGGGGUUUAAAAUUUUUUCAGGGGGGGGUGGUGGGGUGGUGUGAAAAAUGGGAAUUGGUAGGUGGGGUUUUUAAGUAUCGGGGGGGGGAUAGGUUGGUGAAGUAUCGGGGGUGGUAGGUGGGGGUGAAGUACGGAGGUGGUAGGUGGGUGAAGUAUGGGAGGUGGUGGGUGGGGGGUUUUUGGGGGUUUGGGAGGGGGGUUUGGUGAAGUAUGGCCCCUUGGGGUUUGGGGGGGGGAAAGGAUGGAGGGGUGGGUGGUUUUGGUGGGGAAUGGGGGGUGGUAUUUUGGGGGUGAAGUAUGGAGGGGGUUUAGGUUUGGUAAAGUUCGGAGGUUGGGAAGGGGGUGUGGUGAAGUAUGGGAAAGGUGGGGGGUUUUUGGUGGGGGAUGGGAAGGUGGUGGGGUGGGGUAAAGGGUAUCGGAGGGGUAGGUUGGGUGAAUUUCGGAUUUUGGAGGUGGUUGGGUAAAAGAAAUGGGGGGUGGAUUUGGGGUGAAGUAUCGGAGGUGGAAAGGUGGGGUUUUGAAGUAUCGGAGGUGGUAGGUGUGGUGAAGUGCCCCGGAGGGGGUGGGGGGUGAAUUUAAGGGGGGGGGUAGGUGUGGUGAAAAAAUGGGUAGGUGGUAUGGUGGUGAAGUAUGGGGGGGGGUGGUAGGGGGGGGGGUUGGGGGGGGGGGAAGGGGUGUUGUGAAUUGGGUUGGGUGGUAGGUGUUGUGAAGUAUCGGAGGUUUUUUGUUUUGGUAAAGGAUCGGAGGUGGUAGGUUGGUGAAGUAUGGGAAGGGGAAAGGUUGGUAAAGAAAGGAGGGGUUUAGGUUUUGGUGGGGUACGGAGGGGGGAAAAGGUUUGGGGUUUUGAAGUAUCGGGGGUGGGGGUGUGGUGAAAUCGGAGGUGGGGGGGGGGAUGUGGGGGGAAGUUAAAAGGUGGUGGGGUUUUGGGGGAAGGGAGGGGGGGGGGGUAGGUUGGGGAAAAAGGAGGGGGGAAGGGUUUUGGAAGUUAAGAGGUGGUAUUGGGGUGAAGUUUUUGGAGGUGGUGGGUUGGUGAAAUUUCCCGGGGGGGUUGGAAAGGUGUGGUGAAGAAAAUCGGGGGGUGGUAGGGGGGGGUAAAGUAUCGGGGGUUGGAAGGGGGGGGGUUUUAAAUAUCGGAGGGGGUAGGUUUUUGGUAAGUAUCGGGGGUGGGGGUUUGGGGGGAAGUAUCGGAGGUGGUAGGUGUGGUAAAGGGAUCGGGGGUUUGGUAGGUGGGGUGAAGUAGGGAAAGGGGGUUAGGUUGGUGAAGUAUCGGAGGUGGUUGGUUGGGGGUGAAGUAUCGGGGGGGUUUAGGGGGGGUAAAAGUAUCGGAGGGGGUAGGUGUGGUGAAGUGAUCCGGGGGGUGGUGGCUAUGUGUUUGGGGGAAGUUGGGCUCGGAGGUGGUGGUGGUGGUGAUAUCGGGGGUGUAGGUGUGGUGAGUUAUCGAUGUGGUAUGUGGUGGGUAAGUUAUCGGUGGUGGUAGGUGGGGUGAAAGUAUCGGGGGUUGGAAAGGUUUGUGGUGGACGUAUCGGAGGGGUAGGUGUGGGUGAAGUAUCGGGGUGGGAAGGUGUGGUGAAGUAUCGGAGGUGGUAGGUGUGGUGAAGUACUCGGAGCCAGAGGCUUGCACAGAGGGUCAGGAUGAAAAUGAGUCUGUGACAGUAGGAGUGAAGUUUGUGGAAAAAGUGGACCCUUGCCUUUUGGCUGAUCCAUUUGUGGUUUCAGGGUGGGUGAAAACAGAGUUGGGUGCUGUGGAAUCGGUGAGGGUAACCAGAAGUGGUCUAGUGAUAAUUGUUUGUGUUUCUGUUGGGCAGAGGGACAAAGCGCUUACAUUUACAUUUUAGUCAUUUAGCAGACGCUCUUAUCCAGAGCGACUUACAGUUAGUGAGUGCAUACAUUAUUUUUACAUACUGGCCCCCCGUGGGAAUCAAACCCACAACCCUGGCGUUGCAAACGCCAUGCUCUACCAACUGAGCUACAUCCCUGCCGGCCAUUCCCUCCCCUACCCUGGACGACGCUGGGCCAAUUGUGCGCCCUGCCCCAUGGGUCUCCCGGUCACUGCCGGCUACGACAGAGCCUGGAUUCGAACCAGGAUCUCUAGAGUUAAACAAAUGGGGGAAAGAAUUGUGAAUUGUUUCGCUCUCAAGAAAAGGGCGCCAUUGAGAGGAGUGAUUACUGGGGUAGCAGUAAAUGUAAAAGUGGAUCAACUGAAGGAGAAGAUUCCCGGUGUGUGAUGCUCGUCAUUUGGUGCGACGUAAACAGGGUGGCGAUAGUGGGGAAACAGGAAGAGUCAUUGUCUGUUCUUUUGAGUUUUGAAGUUGAGUCUUUGCCUGAUAAAGUGAAGUUAGGAUAUAUAAGUUAUCCUGUAUGAGCUUAUGUGCCGAGUACGUUGCGAUGUUACAGGUCUCAAACUUAUGGGCAUGUGGCAGCAGUGUGUAGGAGGGAGAUUCCAAGGUGUGAGAAGUGUGCAGAAGGGCAUGAGACUAAGGAGUGUGAAGCAGUUGGGGAAAGUGGUGGUAUGUGUUAAUUGUAGGGGUGGCCAUGGGGCUGGGGAUCAGACAUGUCCAGUGCGAGAGAAGCAGGUUGAGGUUUCCAGGGUUAGAGUAGUGCAGAAGUUGUCAUAUGCUGAGGCAGUGAAGAAAUUAAAGGAAGAGGAGUCAAGGAGGGGAGUGAUGAGAGUAGGAGAUACAGUGGGGGAAAAAAGUAUUUAGUCAGCCACCAAUUGUGCAAGUUCUCCCACUUAAAAAGAUGAGAGAGGCCUGUAAUGUUCAUCAUAGGUACACGUCAACUAUGACAGACAAAAUGAGAAUUUUUUUUCUCAGAAAAUCACAUUGUAGGAUUUUUAAUGAAUUUAUUUGCAAAUUAUGGUGGAUUUGGUCAAUAACAAAAGUUUCUCAAUACUUUGUUAUAUACCCUUUGUUGGCAAUGACACAGGUCAAACGUUUUCUGUAAUUCUUCACAAGGUUUUCAAACACUGUUGCUGGUAUUUUGGCCCAUUCCUCCAUGCAGAUCUCCUCUAGAGCAGUGGUGUUUUGGGGCUGUCGCUGGGCAACACGGACUUUCAACUCCCUCCAAAGAUUUUCUAUGGGGUUGAGAUCUGGAGACUGGCUAGGCCACUCCAGGACCUUGAAAUGCUUCUUACGAAGUCACUCCUUCGUUGCCCGGGCGGUGUGUUUGGGAUCAUUGUCAUGCUGAAAGACCCAGCCACGUUUCAUCUUCAAUGCCCUUGCUGAUGGAAGGAGGUUUUCACUCAAAAUCUCACGAUACAUGGACCCAUUAAUUCUUUCCUUUACACGGAUCAGUCGUCCUGGUCCCUUUGCAGAAAAACAGCCCCAAAGCAUGAUGUUUCCACCCCCAUGCUUCACAGUAGGUAUGGUGUUCUUUGGAUGCAACUCAGCAUUCUUUGUCCUCCAAACACGACGAGUUGAGUUUUUACCAAAAAGUUAUAUUUUGGUUUCAUCUGACCAUAUGACAUUCUCCCAAUCCUCUUCUGGAUCAUCCAAAUGCACACUAGCAAACUUCAGACGGGCCUGGACAUGUACUGGCUUAAGCAGGGGGACACGUCUGGCACUGCAGGAUUUGAGUCCCUGGUGGCGUAGUGUGUUACUGAUGGUACGCUUUGUUACUUUGGUCCCAGCUCUCUGCAGGUCAUUCACUAGGUCCCCCCGUGUGGUUCUGGGAUUUUUGCUCACCGUUCUUGUGAUCAUUUUGACCCCACGGGGUGAGAUCUUGCGUGGAGCCCCAGAUCGAGGGAGAUUAUCAGUGGUCUUGUAUGUCUUCCAUUUCCUAAUAAUUGUUCCCACAGUUGAUUUCUUCAAACCAAGCUGCUUACCUAUUGCAGAUUCAGUCUUCCCAGCCUGGUGCAGGUCUACAAUUUUGUUUCUGGUGUCCUUUGACAGCUCUUUGGUCUUGGCCAUAGUGGAGUUUGGAGUGUGACUGUUUGAGGUUGUGGACAGGUGUCUUUUAUACUGAUAACAAGUUCAAACAGGUGCCAUUAAUACAGGUAACGAGUGGAGGACAGAGGAGCCUCUUAAAGAAGAAGUUACAGGUCUGUGAGAGCCAGAAAUCUUGCUUGUUUGUAGGUGACCAAAUACUUAUUUUCCACCAUAAUUUGCAAAUAAAUUCAUUAAAAAUCCUACAAUGUGAUUUUCUGGAGAAAAAAAAUCUCAAUUUGUCUGUCAUAGUUGACGUGUACCUAUGAUGAAAAUUACAGGCCUCUCUCAUCUUUUUAAGUGGGAGAACUUGCACAAUUGGUGGCUGACUAAAUACUUUUUUCCCCCACUGUAUGUACCAGUACAGUGGGAUAGGCAAGCAAGUGAUAUAUGUUUCAGUAAGAUUGUUUUUUUUUAGCGUUUAUAGCUACGGUUAUUAAUUGUACUGCAGGGAUGAAAAGCAAAUCGAAGAAAAUUGAGGUUGUGGUGGCAGCUGCAGAGAGAUAUUUGGGUGUGCGAGACCUGACAGCAGUUGGUAGAGCAUGGCGCUUGCAACGCCAGGGUUGUGGGUUCGAUUCCCACGGGGGGCCAGUAUGAAAAAUGUAUGCACUCACUAACUGUAAGUCGCUCUGGAUAAGAGCGUCUGCUAAAUGACUAAAAUGUAAAUGUUACAGGGAGUGUUAAGUGGUGAUGCCCCAUCAUUUCAGGUUGAGGGUAUGAGGUAGGAGUGAGUAUAUUUAAAUAGUGGAGAAGGGUGGGGUUAAUUAUUAGUAGUAGGUUUGAAGUUGUGAGUGUAGAUGGUAGGAUAUUUUUUUGCUUUGUUUUAUUUUAAUUUUCAAGAAAAGAUAAGGGAGUUGUACUCCAGUCUAGUAGGUGGCGGUAAUGCAACAAAUUGGAUGCCAACCGCCAUUAAACCUCAUUGAAGAAGAAGAAGAAGAAGAAGAAGAAGCAGGAACGAGGCCGAAAGUGUAGAACUGUCCUUGCGUGCCCGGAAGUGUUGCUAUAGCGACUGCCUCGGCUGGUCGCUUGACAAACACACAGAGAAACACAGGCUUGAUCAUAACUUUUGAAAAGUGUCCCAAACUACUUUACAACAUCGUUGACAGCUUAGGUUUCAAGGCCGACUUAUAAUGCAAAAACGGUCUAAUUUCAAAUAGAUAAUUGAUUGGAUAAAUCACGUUUUCAUACUUUGGCAAAUUAACUUGAGAGGAUGAGUGCAGCAUUCCCACCGCGGCAAAAAGUGACCUUCCUACCAGACAUCAACAAACUGGAGAAACGCUCACCUGCCCAAGAGCUGACCAGUCCAUGGUCCAGGUGGGUCGAUAUAAGAAUGAAACCUUUUAUUUAUUUAUUUGUCUCGUGUUUGUACCCUCAAAUACACAAGUAGGCCUAACUAUAAUAAAACAAUAAAGAGUCGCAGCUAAAGUUUGAUGCUUGCUGUAAUCGAUAUAGCCUCGGUGGCCGUCAGAGCAGAUCUAGCGGCCACUAUUGGCAGAGCGGUCAGCUGCCAUAAACUAGGUGGUUCGAGCCCUGAAUGCUGAUUGGCUGACAGUCGUGGUAUAUCAGACCAAAUACCACGGGUAUGACCCCAAAAAAUAUUUUUACUGCUCUAAUUUCGUUGGUAACCAGUUUAUAGGCUCCGGGAGACCCAUGGGGCGGCGCAUAAUUGGCCCAGCAUCGUCCAGGGUAGGGGAGGGAAUGGCAGGCAGGGAUGUAGCUCAGUUGGUAGAGCAUGGCGUUUGCAACGCCAGGGUUGUGGUUCAAUUCCCACGGGGGGCCAGUAUGAAAAAUAAAAUAAUGUAUGCACUCACUAACUGUAAGUCGCUUUGGAUAAGAGCGUCUGCUAAAAUGACUACAAUGUAAAGCACCUCCAGGGUUUGUGAAAUAUGGCCAACAUACCACGGCUAAGGGCUGUGCCCAGGCACUCCGCUUCAGAACAGCCCUUCGCCGUGGUACAGUAUAUUGACCAUAUACCACACCUCCUCAGUGCUUCAUUGCACUCGUGACCACUAGAAGGUACGCACACACCUUUACAUUUACAUUUUAGUCAUUUAACAGACGCUCUUAUCCGGAGCGACUUACAGUUUUUAGUGAGUGCAUACAUUUUUCAUACUGGCCCCCCCCCGUGGGAAUCGAACCCACAACCCUGGUGUCGCAAACGCCAUGCUCUACCAACUUAGCUACACGGGGGGGGGGGGGGGGCAACAUGGGGGGUCUAACAUGGCUACAGCUACUCCAUUCAUAGAUGCUAACUGCUUUAGUGCCUCCCGAGUGGCGCAGUGGUCUAAGGCACUGCAUCGCAGUGCUAGCUGUGCCACUAGAGAUCCUGGUUCGAUUCCAGGCUCUGUCGUAGCCGGCCGCGACCGGGAGAACCAUGGGGCGGCGCACAAUUGGUCCAGGGUAGGGGAGGGAAUGGCCGGCAAGGACGUAGCUCAGUUGGUAGAGCAUGGCGUUUACAACGCCAGGGUUGUGGGUUCGAUUCCCAUGGGGGGCCAGUAUUAUUAUUAUUAUUUAGUUUAGUAGGAUGGAGGCUCCAUAGCUGUAUGGAUCUGUAACUGCUACAGUGGAGUUUAGUAGGAUGGAGGCCCCAUAGCUGUAUGGAUCUGUAACUGCUACAGUGUAGUUUAGUAGGAUGGAGGCCCCAUAGCUGUAUGGAUCUGUAACUGCUACAGUGUAGUUUAGUAGGAUGGAGGCCCCAUAGCUGUAUGGUCUGUAACUGCUACAGUGUUGGAGUUUUAGUAGGGGAAUUGAGGGGAGGCCCCAUAGCUGUAUGGAUCUGUAACUGCUACAGUGUAGUUUAGUAGGAUGGAGGCCCCAUAGCUGUAUGGAUCUGUAACUGCUACAGUGUAGUUUAGUAGGAUGGAGGCACCAUAGCUGUAUGGAUCUGUAACUGCUACAGUGUAGUUUAGUAGGAUGGAGGCACCAUAGCUGUAUGGAUCUGUAACUGCUACAGUGUAGUUUAGUAGGAUGGAGGCCCCAUGCUGUAUGGAUCUGUAACUGCUACAGUUAGUUUAGUAGGAUGGAGGCUCCAUAGCUGUGUAUGGAAUCUGUAAAACUGCUACAGUUGUAAGUUUAGGUAGGAUGGAGGCCACAUGAGCUGUAUGGAUCGUUUAACUCGUACAGUGUAGUUAUAGUAGGGAUGGAGGCCCCAUAGCUGUAUGGAUCUGUAAAAUGCUACAGUGUAGUUUAGUAGAGAUGCCAGGUCACCAUACGCUGUAUGAGAUCUGUAACUGCUACAGUUGAGUUUAGUAGGAUGGAGGCCCCAUAGCUGUAUGGAUCUGUAAUUGCUUCAGUGUAGUUUUUAGUAGAGAUGGAGGAUCCAUAGCUGUAUGGAUCUGUAAACCUGCUACAGUUGUCGGUUUAGUAGGAUGUGAGGACCCCAUAGCCUGAUGGAUCUGUAACGACUACAGUGUAGGUUAGUAGGAUGGAGGCACCAUAGCUGGUAGGGAUCUGUAACUGCUACAGGUGUAGUUUUAGUAGGAUGGAGGGCCCCAUAGUGUAUGUACUGUAAUGGCUACAGUGUAGUUUAGUAGCAUGGCGGCACCAUAGCUGUAUGGAUCUGUAACUGUACAGUGUAGUUUUGUAGUUAGUAGGAGGAGGCACCAUAGCUGUAGGAUCUGUAACUGCAGUUGUAGUUUAUUAGGAGGAGGCCCCCAGAGCUGUAUGGUCUGUAAACUGCACAGGUAGUUUAGUAGGAGGAGGACCCCUAGCUUAUGGAUCUGGUAACUGCUACAGUGUAGUUUAGUAGGAGGAGGGCCCCAUAGCUGAUGGAUCUGUAACUGCAGUGUAGGGUUUUUUUAGUAGGAUGGAGGGCCCAUAGUGUAGGAUUCUGUAAACUGCAGUGAGUUUAGAGGAUGGAGGCUCCAUAUCUGUAGGGAUCGUAACUGCUACAGUGUUAGUAUUAGUGGAUGGAGGGCCCCCUAGCUGAUGGAUCUGAACUGAUACAGUGUGAGUUUAGUAGGAUGGAAGGCACCAUAGCUGUAUGGAUCUGAAAGCUACAGUGUAGUUUAGUAGGAUGGGCCCAUAAGAUGUAUGGAUCUGUAAAUGCCAGUGUAGUUUGUAGGGAUGGAGGCUCCAUAGGUGUAUGGAUCUGUAACGCUACAGUGUAGUUGAGUAGGAUGGAGGCCCCAUAGCUGUAGGAUCGUAAAAACGGCUACAGUGUAGUUAGUAGGAUGGAGGCCCCAUAGCUGUAGGAUCUGUAAAGCUACGUGGUUUGUUAUUUUAGAAGGAUGGAGGCCCCCAUAGCGUAUGGAUCUGUAACGCUACAGGUAGUUUAGUAGGAUUGGAGGGCCCAUAGCUGUAUGGAUCUGUAACUGCUACAGUGUAGUUUGUAGGAGGAGGCCCCAUAGCUGUAUGGAUCUAAUGACCUACAGUUGUAGUUUAGAAGGAUGGAGGAUCAAUAGUGUAGGAUCUGUAACUGCUACAGUUGUAUAGUUAGUGUUUAGUAGGACUGGAGAGCCCCAUAGCUGUAGGGAUCUUAACUGCUACAGUUGUAGUUUAGUAGGAUGGAGGCCCCAUAGUGUAUGGAUCUGUACUGCUCCAGUGUAGUUUUAGUAGGGAUGGAGGGCCCCAUAGCUGUAUGGAUCUGUAACUGAUUACAGUGUAGGUUUAGUAGGUUGGAGGGCACCAUAGCUGUAUGGAUCUGUAACUGCUACAUGAGUUAGUAGGAAUGGGCCCAUAGCUGUAUGGAUCUGUAACUGCUACAGUGUAGUUUAGUAGGAUGGAGGCACCAUAGCUGUAGGGACUGUACCUGCUACAGGUAGUUAGUAGGAUGGAGGCACCAUAGCUGUAUGGAUCUGUUAAAACUUGCAGUGUAGUUGAGUAGAUGGAGGCUCCAUAGCUGUAUGGAUCUGUAACUGCUACAGUUGUAGUUUAGUUAGUAGGAUGGAGGCACCACAGCUGAUGGAUCUUUAAUGUACAGUGUAGUAGUAGGAAGGGAGGCCCCCAUAGCUGUAUGGAUCUGUAACUGCUACAGUGUAGUGUAGUAGGAUGGAGGCCAUAGAUGUAUGGAUCUGUAACUGAUACAGUGUUGUAGUUAGUCGGAUGGCGGCCUCAUAGCUGUUGGAUCUGUAAACUGCUACAGUGUAGUUUAGUAGGAUGGAGGCACCAGAGCUGUAUGGAUCAUUGUAAACUGCUACAGUGUAGUUUAGUAGGAUGGAGGCACCAUAGCUGUAUGGAUCUGUAAACUGCGUACAGUUGUAGUUAGUAGGAUGGAGGCCCCCUAGCCUGUAUGGAGGGUAACUGCUACAGUGUAGUUAGUAGGAUGGAGGCCCCAUAGCUGUAUGGAUCUGUAACUGCUACAGUGUAGUUUCAGUUAGGGAUGGAGGGCCCAUAGCUGUAUGGAUCGUAACUGCUAAAGUGUAGUAGUCGGAUGGAGGCCCCAUAGCUGUAUGGAUCGGUACUGCUUACAGUGUCGGUAGUAGGAGGAGGCACCAUAGCUGUAUGGAUCUGUAACGGCUACAGUGUAGUUUAGUAGGAUGGGAGACCCAUAAGCGUAUGGAUCGGGAAACUGCUACAGGUUAGUUUAAGUAGGAUGGAGGGCACCCAAGCUGUAUUGGAUCGUAACUGCUACAGUGUAGUUGAGAGGAUGGAGGCUACAUAGCGUAAUGGAUCUGUAACUGCUACAGUUGUAGGUUAGUAGGAUGGGAGGGCCCCCGAGCUGUUAUGGAUCUGUAACUGCGACAGUGAGUUGUAGGAUGGAUGGCUGACACAUGCUUGUAUGGAUCUGUAACUGCAGUGAGUUUAGUUAGAUGGAGGCCCCCCAGCUGUAAGGGAUCUGUAACUGCAGGUAUUUAGUAGGAUGGAGGCCUUCAAUAGCUGUAUGGAAUCUGUAACUGCUACAGUGUAGUGAGUAGGAUGGAGGGCCCCAUAGCUGUAUGGAUCUGUAACUGCUACAGUGAGUUCGUAGUGAUUGGAGGCACCAGCUGUUAUGGAUCUGAAACUGCCUACAGUGUAGUUUAGGAGGAUGGAGGCCCCCCCCCUAGCUGUAUGGAUCUGUAAAACUGCUCAGGUGUAGUUAGUAGGAUGGAGGCCACCAUAGCUGUAGAUAUGUAACUGCAUACAGGUGUAGUUAGUAGGAUGGAGGCCCAUAGCUGUAUGGAUCUGACUGCUACAGUGUGUAGUUUAGUAGGAUGGAGGCCCCAUAGCUGUAUGGAAUCUGUAACUGCUAAGGUAGUUUAGUUAGGAUGGAGGCCCCAUCGCUGUAUGGAUCUGUAAAUGCUACAGUGUAGUUUAGUAGGAUGGUGGCCCCAUAGCUGUAUGGAUUCUGUAAUGCUUACAGUGUAGUUAGUAGGAUGGCGGGCUCCAUAGCUGUAGGGAUCUUAACUGCACAGUGUAGUUUAAGUAGGUGGAGGCACCUAGCUGUAGGAUCGUAACGCUACAGUGUAGUUAGUAGGGUGGAGGCCCCAUCGCGGGAUGGAUCUGUAACUGCUACAGUGUAGUUAGUAGAUGGAGGACCAAGCUGUAGGAUCUGAACUGUACAGUGUAGUUAGUCGGAGGAGGGCCCCAUCGCUGUAUGGAUCUGUAACUGCUACAGUGUAGUUUAGUAGGAUGGAGGCACAUAGCUGUAUGGAUCUGAAACUGCUACGUGUAGUUUUAGUUUAGUAGGAGGAGGCCCACCAUAGAUGUAUGGAUCUGUAACUGCUACAGUGUAGGUUAGUAGGUGGAGGCACCAUAGUGUAUGGAUCUGUAACUGCUACAGUGUAGUGUAGUAGGAUGGAGGCCCCCUUAGUUGUGUUUGUUGAAAAUUACUUUUAUUUUGGUGGACCCCCCCAAAAUAUUGUUGAGUUUUAAAUUUCCCCCCUUUUGUUUUUCUUUGAUUUUUUUUUUGGGGGGGUGGGGGGGUUGGUUUCGGGUUGGGUUUUAGGGGAGGGGCCUUUUUGGAUUUCUCUCGUGGGGUUGAAUGGGGUUUUUUUUAAAGUGUAGUUUUGGUAGGCCCCAUACUUUGGUUUAACUACUUGGUUUUUUUGUGGAGGGUUUUUUUGAUCAAGUGUAGUUUUUAGGGGAUGGAGGCCCCUUUGUUAUGGUUUCAAAAAAUUUUUUAGAAAAUGGACCCUAUUUAGAAAAGCUACAGGGUUUAUUGGCCCAUUAGGACUGAAAAUGAAAUUUUUUGGGGGGCCCUAGUUUAUUUUCUCUCCUGUUUUUUAAAUUUAGGAGGGGGCCCAAUUUGGUUGAACUGUACAGUGUAUUUAAAGGGUGGAGGCCCCGCAUGGCUGUAUGACUGUAUUGUAAGGGGGCCCCUAGCUUAGGCCCAAAAUUUUGGUUAGGGGAGGGGCCCUCUGAGGCAAAAUGACAGUGUAGUUUUUUAGUGGGGCCCCAAUUUUGUAGGAAAAACCGUGUAUUUGAAGGGAUCAAAUUUUUGGGGACCCUUUUUCCCAGUGGGUAUGGAUGGAGGCCCCAAGGGUUUUCUUUAACCCCCCUUUUUUGAAGGGGGGCUCAAAGUUUUUUUUUAAACCCGGAUUUAGUGGAGGGAGGACCAAAAAGGUUGGAGAAGCUAAGUGUAUUUUGGUGGGGGGUUUGUGAGGGACAACUGAAAAGGAUUUGUAAGGGGGGUUUAGUUAUGGGGAUCUUUGCUGAUGUGUUUUUGGGAGGAGGAAAGUUUUUAAUAGUUUGUUUUGAGGGGGGUUUUGAGGGGUUUUGGAAAAAAUUUUUGUACUAUUUUUAAAAAAUUUUUGAAUUGGGAAAAUUUUAGGGGGAAAUUUUUAUUUUUUAAAAAAAAAAAAUUUUUUUGGGCCCCGGGUUCCCCUUUUUUUUUAAAAUUUUUUUCGCUUCCCCUUUUAAAAAUGUUUUUGUUUAUUAACCAGGAAUACCCAAAAGGUAAAUUUUUUUAAUCAGAAAAGGGGAAAAAGCCAAAAACCAAAUAAGGCCACCCCCCCCCCAAGAAAUCCCCAAUCUUUUUAAAUUUUUUAAGUUGGGGUAAAUGCCGGGUUUAGUCAAUUCAUUUUUUUUCACCCAAGGGUCAAAAAUGCUGGGUACGGCUUUUUCUUUAACCCCCUGGUUUUUCUUCCAAAAAUCCCCCGCUGGUGUCCCCUUCUGGUUGGUCUUUUCCCCCAAAUGGUUUUGAAAAUUUGGGAAAACCCCCGUCAAAUUUUUCGAAAUUGCAGUAACGCUACGGUAUUUAGUAGAUGGAGGCACCAUAGCUGUAUGGAUCUGUAACUGCUACAGUGUAGUUUAGUAGGAUGAGGCCCAUAGCUGUAUGGAUCUGUAACUGCUACAGUGUAGUUUAGUAGGAUGGAGCACCAUAGCUGUAUGGAUCUGUAACUGCUACAGUGUAGUUUAGUAGGAUGGAGGCACCAUAGCUGUAUGGAUCUGUAACUGCUACAGUGUAGUUUAGUAGGAUGGAGCCCAUAGCUGUAUGAUCUGUAACUGCUCGUUAGUUUAGUAGGUUUUUUGAGUGGCUCCAUAGCUUAUGGAUCUGUUACUGCUGAUGUAGUUUAGAGAUGAGCCCCAUAGCUUUUUGAUACUAUGUCUUGUUUUGAGGGGUUUUGACUGAUGUCGCGUCUAUGCUAACAUGGCUCAAAUUCGCUAGCUACCUAGCUAGCCAAAAAACUAUAAUGAUGUAUUUGAGAGACAACAAGUGCUUAUGUGUGCAAAUUAAUUUAUGUUUUUAAUAAACAUUGUAGACUAAAUAUAGUCUGUUUUGCCCCAUGGUUGUGCACAUGUUGGUUUUAAAGUAGUUAGUUGAUAUUACAGACAUUACCCAUCUAUAAUAAAGUAGUUAGUUGAUAUUAUUACACUCAGAGAACUAUCUUGACCAAUCAAGGCCUACACAUGUUUUUAGGAUGCAGAAAAGGGGUAAGGAAACUGAACCAACUCAACCUGCAAGAAGCCAGACCCCGACCGUUUCCAAGGAUGAAAUCGCCCUGUAAGUCAAUUCAUUUGUUUAUUAUGUGUGCAGGUCAAUUAAUGCACUUUGCUGCUCAGCUCAAUUCAGUGCAGUUUACAUGUUCACCAGUAGAGGUCACCACAAACCAAUGCUGGGUGACUGGCUGCUUCUCUUCAACGCCCUGUUGCUCUGUCUGUCCAUGAAUGCCCCCAGCUAAAGGUAGUGAUGGGAAAACAAAGCUUCCUGAAGCAUUGAGUCUUUUCAGCCAAUUGUGUCAAAACUAGGUUAAUUUCUCUGAGCUUCAUUAUCCGGUUACAGUGCACAUUAGUGACAUCUGCUGGUCAGCGAUAAAUAGCAACGUGCGAUUAGCAGAUAGUUUUUUGUCCUCUACUGAUUUUAUGAAAACUCCAUGGCGCAGCGGUAAACCGUUGGUUUUAAUAGCCUAUAAUCAGUUGGAUUGCCAGGUUAGUAGCCUAUAAUCAGUUGGAUUGCCAGGUUAGUAGCCUAUAAUCAGUUGGGUUGCCAGGUUAGUAGCCUAUAAUCAGUUGGAUUACCAGGUUAGUAGCCUAUAAUCAGUUGGAUUGCCAGGUUAGUAGCCUAUAAUCAGUGGAUUGCCAGGUUAGUAGCCUAUAAUCAGUUGGAUUGCCAGGUUAGUAGCCUAUAAUCAGUUGGGUUGCCAGGUUAGUAGCCUAUAAUCAGUUGGAUUGCCAGGUUAGUAGCCUAUAAUCAGUUGGGAUUGCCAGGUUAGUAGCCUAUAAUCAGUUGGAUUGCCAGGUUAGUAGCCUAUAAUCAGUUGGGUUGCCAGGUUAGUAGCCUAUAAUCAGUUGGAUUGCCAGGUUAGUAGCCUAUAAUCAGUUGGGUUGCCAGGUUAGUAGCCUAUAAUCAGUUGGAUUGCCAGGUUAGUAGCCUAUAAUCAGUUGGAUUGCCAGGUUAGUAGCCUAUAAUCAGUUGGAUUGCCAGGUUAGUAGCCUAUAAUCAGUUGGAUUGCCAGGUUAGUAGCCUAUAAUCAGUUGGGUUGCCAGGUUAGUAGCCUAUAAUCAGUUGGGUUGCCAGGUUAGUACUUAAUCAGUUGGAUUGCCAGGUUAGUAGCCUAUAAUCAGUUGGAUUGCCAGGUUAGUAGCCUAUAAUCAGUUGGAUUGCCAGGUUAGUAGCCUAUAAUCAGUUGGAUUGCCAGGUUAGUAGCCUAUAAUCAGUUGGAUUGCCAGGUUAGUAGCCUAUAAUCAGUUGGAUUGCCAGGUUAGUAGCCUAUAAUCAGUUGGAUUGCCAGGUUAGUAGCCUAUAAUCAGUUGGAUUGCCAGGUUAGUAGCCUAUAAUCAGUUGGAUUGCCAGGUUAGUAGCCUAUAAUCAGUUGGGUUGCCAGGUUAGUAGCCUAUACUCAGUUGGAUUGCCAGGUUAGUAGCCUAUAAUCAGUUGGAUUGCCAGGUUAGUAGCCAAUAAUCAGUUGGAUUGCCAGGUUAGUAGCCUAGAAUCAGUUGGGUUGCCAGGUUAGUAGCCUAUAAUCAGUUGGAUUGCCAGGUUAGUAGCCUAUAAUCAGUUGGAUUGCCAGGUUAGUAGCCUAUAGUCCAGUUGGAUUGCCAGGUUAGUAGCCUAUAAUCAGUUGGAUUGCCAGGGUUAGUAGCCUAUAAUCAGUUGGAUUGCCAGGUUAGUAGCCUAUAAUCAGUUGGGUUGCCAGGUUAGUAGCCUAUAAUCAGUUGGAUUGCCAGGUUAGUAGCCUAUAAUCAGUUGGAUUGCCAGGUUAGUAGCCUAUAAUCAGUUGGAUUGCCAGGUUAGUAGCCUAUAAUCAGUUGGAUUGCCAGGUUAGUAGCCUAUAAUCAGUUGGAUUGCCAGGUUAGUAGCCUAUAAUCAGUUGGAUGCCAGGUUAGUAGCCUAUAAUCAGUUGGAUUGCCAGGUUAGUAGCCUAUAAUCAGUUGGAUUGCCAGUUUAGUAGCCUAUAAUCAGUUGGAUUGCCAGGUUAGUAGCCUAUACUCAGUUGGAUUGCCAGGUUAGUAGCCUAUAAUCAGUUGGAUUGCCAGGUUAGUAGCCUAUAAUCAGUUGGAUUGCCAGGUUAGUAGCCUAUAAUCAGUUGGAUUGCCAGGGUUAGUAGCCUAUAAUCAGUUGGAUUGCCAGGUUAGUAGCCUAUAAUCAGUUGGAUUGCCAGGUUAGUAGCCAUCAUAAUCAGUUGGAUGGCCAGGUUAGUAGCCUAUAAUCAGUUGGAUUGCCAGGUUAGUAGCCUAUAAUCAGUUGGAUUGCCAGGUUAGUAGCCUAUAAUCAGUUGGAUUGCCAGGUUAGUAGCCUAUAAUCAGUUGGAUUGCCAGUUAGUAGCCUAUAAUCAGUUGGAUUGCCAGGUUAGUAGCCUAUAAUCAGUUGGAUUGCCAGGUUAGUAGCCUAUAAUCAGUUGGAUUGCCAGGUUAGUAGCCUAUAAUCAGUUGGAUUGCCAGGUUAGUAGCCUAUAAUCAGUUGGCUUGCCAGGUUAGUAGCCUAUAGUCAGUUUGGAUUGCCAGGUUAGUAGCCUAUAAUCAGUUGGAUUGCCAGGUUAGUAGCCUAUAAUCAGUUGGAUUGCCAGGUUAGUAGCCUAUAAUCAGUUGGAUUGCCAGGUUAGUAGCCUAUAAUCAGUUGGGAUUGCCAGGUUAGUAGCCUAUAAUCAGUUGGAUUGCCAGGUUAGUAGCCUAUAAUCAGUUGGAUUGCCAGGUUAGUAGCCUAUAAUCAGUUGGAUUGCCAGGUUAGUAGCCUAUAAUCAGUUGGAUUGCCAGGUUAGUAGCCUAUAAUCAGUUGGAUUGCCAGGUUAGUAGCCUAUAAUCAGUUGGAUUGCCAGGUUAGUAGCCCUAUAAUCAGUUGGAUUGCCAGGUUAGUAGCCUAUAAUCAGUUGGGUUGCCAGGUUAGUAGCCUAUAAUCAGUUGGGUUGCCAGGUUAGUAGCCUAUAAUCAGUUGGGAUUGCCAGGUUAGUAGCCUAUAAUCAGUUGGAUUGCCAGGUUAGUAGCCUAUAAUCAGUUGGAUUGCCAGGUUAGUAGCCUAAAUUUCAGUGGGAUUGCCAGGUUAUAGCCUACUAUCAGUUGGAUUGCCAGGUUAGUAGGCCUAUAAUCAGUUGGAUUGCCAAGGUUAGUAGCCUAUAAUCAGUUGGAUUGCCAGGUUAGUAGCCUAUAAUCAGUUGGAUUGGCCAGGUUAGUAGCCUAUAAUCAGUUGGAUUGCCAGGUUAGUAGCCUAUAAUCAGUUGGAUUGCCAGGUUAGUAGCCUAUAAUCAGUUGGAUUGACAGGUUAGUAGCCUAUAAUCAGUUGGAUGCCAGGUUAGUAGCCUAUAAUCAGUUGGAUUGCCAGGUUAGUAGCCUAUAAUCAGUUUGGAUUGGCCAGGUUAGUAGCCUAUAAUCAGGUUGGCUUGCCAGGUUAGUAGCCUAUAGUCCAGUUGGAUGCCCAGGUUAGUAGCCUAUAAUCAGUUGGAUUGCCAGGUUAGUAGCCUAUAAUCAGUUGGAUUGCCAGGUUAGUAGCCUAUAAUCAGUUGGAUUGCCAGGUUAGUAGCCUAUAAUCAGUUGGAUUGCCAGGUUAGUAGCCUAUAAUCAGUUGGAUUACCAGGUUAGUAGCCUAUAAUCAGUUGGAAUACCAACCAGGUUCACAUCAUGCUUCGUUUCUUUGCCUUCAACUUUGACUAUUGUUCUAAAACUGAAUCUAUGGCAUUAUUUAGGAUUCUCAAGACAGAAGCUUAUACUUUACUAAAUAAAACUAAUUAUUUGAACAACGGUGCAGAAAGUCUGGUUUCACAUAAAACUAUUUUCAUAAGAGUGUACCUUCAACGAGAUUCGACCACACGUCCCUGAAUGUUCCAAAGUUGCCCACUCUACCUGCUAAUCUACCUGUCAGGUGUAUUUACCUGUAGAAAGUCCUAGAUGUAUAAGUACGGUAUCCAGUGGAGGUCGGUGUUUGAAAGCAGCUUCUUCUACACCUUGUAGAGUCCGACUCAAUAUUAGGAAGUUGUUCUUAAUGGUUUUAGACUCUUAGUUUAGGUUUUCCAUCCUCUCUCUCUGUCUGUUUCCAGGUUUCGUAACAGCGUGAGACAGAACGCCUGUGUAGAGAUGCUGCGUGGAGGAUUCCACAGGUCAGAAACACACGUACACACGCUUCAUAACUAAUUAAACACAUGUAUACACGCUUCAUAACUAAUUACACACACAUACACACUUCAUAACUAAUUACACACAUGUAUACACGCUUCAUAACUAAUUACACACAUGUACACACUUCAUAACUAAUUAAACACAUGUAUACACGCUUCAUAACUAAUUACACACAUACACGCUUCAUAACUAAUUACACACACGCACACGCUUCAUAACUAAUUACACACACGUACACGCUUCAUAACUAAUUACACACACGUACACGCUUCAUAACUAAUUACACACACGUAUACACGCUUCAUAACUAAUUACACACAUACACACUUCAUAACUAAUUACACACACGUACACGCUUCAUAACUAAUUACACACAUGUACACACUUCAUAACUAAUUACACACACGCACACGCUUCAUAACUAAUUACACACACGUACACACUUCAUAACUAAUUACACCACGGGAAAAUACCAAAACCUUUAACUUCCCAAACCCUUCUUUUUUCCCCCAAUAAACUUUUUUAAAAAACAAAUUUUGGGAAUUUUUGGUCCAAAGGAAAAACAAAAAAAAAGGGAAAAAGGUGAGAAAUUUUUUCCCAAUAAAACAAAAAAGAGGAAAAAAAAAUUUUGAAAACCGCCCGAAGGGAAGCAAAAUUUUGGGGGGGGAACAGAAAGCCAGAGAAAGUAGGGAAGGGAGGCGGGUUUAAAAGCUUUUUAAAAAGGGUACCGACAAAAGGAAGUUGAAGGAGCCUUUUUUUUUUCCCCCUCUUUCUUUUCCGGUUUCGUACCUCCCGGGGGUUUUUAAGUCUGCGGGGGGUUCCCAAAGGCAAAAAAAGGGAACAGUUAAAAAUUAAAACAGAUCCGUUCCUGCCACAUAAAUUUUAAACAACCCCAAAAAUUUCAAACUAAAAAACCGAAAACAUUAAAAUUAAUUAAACACACCCCCCAAAAACCUCCCAAAAACCCAACAAACAAAACCCCCCUAAAAAUUCAACAGUCCCCUUAAAUAAUUUACAAACAACGAAAAAACAAAUACCCCAAAAUAAAACAAAUACACAUUAAAACUUUCAAAGUACCCCCAAAAAUUUUUAAAACCAAAACCCCCCAAAUUUAAAAUAACACCCGCCAGAAAAAAACCCCCCACGUACACAUUUUCCAAAAACCCCCCCCGCCAUUUUUUAAAAAACACUUUUUUAAAACCAAAGUCCCCCUUUAACAAAAACAACAUCCCCCAAAAAACAAAACACCCGACAUUUAAAAAAAUAAAAACCAGACAGCUUCAAAAAUUAAACACAGAUACCCCCAAAUUAAUUCAACAGACACACUUAAAAAUAAAAAAAACCUAAAACCCUUUACCAACUAAACCCCCUUCCCCCUUUCCCCCUCCCUUUUUCCCUUGGGAGGGGAAUGGGGGGGGGGGAAAAGGGGGGGGCCCCCCCCGGGGGGGGGGGGCCCCCCCGGAACCCCAAGGGAAACCAACCCCCAAAGAAAAAUUUUUCCCCCCCAACCCCUCCCCCCCUUCCCCCCUUUGGGGCCCAAAAACUUCCCUUUCCCCCCUUUUUUUUUUCCCCCCUUCUCCCCCCUCUUCUCUUUCCCCACCCCCUUUUUCCUCUUUCCCUCCCCCUUUCCCAAACCCUUCCCCCCCCUAUCUCCUCCUCUUCCCCUUUUUUCCCUUCCUUUUUCCCCCCCCCUUUUCUCCCCUUUCCUCUCUUUCCCUUGUUCUUUUUUCCCCCCCCCUCCCCUUUAACUUCAGGGCCUUUCCCCCGGGGUUUUAAAAAGGGUUAGCUUAACCCCCCAGGGCCUAAAAACAACCCCCAAACCCCCCCACACCAAACCACCCCCCCCCCGGGGGCCCCCCGGGAAAAAACACAAACCCCCCCCGGGGGGCCCCCCCAAGGGUACCCCAAACCCCAACCGGGGCAAGGCCUCAACGGUACCCAUUUCCCCUUUUAAUCCCUAGGGGCUCUCAACGGUAAAACCCUAAAAACCCCUCCCGGGGGGCAGACGGCUCCCCCUAAAAAUCCACCCCUCCUCUGGGCGGUCCCUAAAACCCCCGCCGGGCGGGGACCUCGACAGGUACCCUCAACCUACCAAAAGGGGCGACCCAGCUCCGACAAACUCCCAAAAACCCGCCCGGGGGGCCCCCCCCGAUCCAACCCCCUACCACUUACGCCUCAACGACCACAGCCCCUUCCCACUCAUUUUCCCCCCUUUAAAACCCCCCACCUAAAAAGGGGGGGCACUCUCGGCCAUCCCCCCCACACCCCACACCGGAAAAAGGGGGAAAAACCAUCCCGACCCCCGGGGCGGAAAAGACCACUACACAUACCUGACCGGGGCUGAGGCAGCUCUCAGACGGACACACUACAAACCCCCUCCCGGGGGCGGGGCCCCGGGGCCCCUACAACAAACCCCGGGGGGAGCCCAAGCCAAAACAAAAACCCGGCACAAUUUAAAAAAAACACGGGGACUUUAAAAAAUUUAAAUAAAAAAAAUGGGGAAAUUUUUUUGGGGAAAUCGAAGUUUUUCCUAAGGGGGGGGUUAAAACCCCGCCCCCUUUUGGGUUUUCCCAGUUUUAAACCCUCUAGGCACCUCCCUGAGAUUAAGGGAUAUUGACAAAUUUGUUUUCCUCCAAGGGAGUGGGUUGGGGAAAGCGGGUGGGGCCCCAAAUACUUCAAGGCCCCAGGGAACGGGGGUGUCCUGUCACUUUCCAGACCAGCUGACCUCGGCCCCCCCAGGGUCAAGAAGUGGAGGGAGGAAGGAGGGAGGCUUUUGCUAACAUGGGAAAGGCUACAGGAGAAGGGGGAAUACGAUCAGGGGAAAAGGGCCCCAUGGGGAAGGUAACCCCUUUUUACCUCUUUCCCCAAAAAGCAAAACCCCCCAAGGGAAAGGGGGGGGGGAAAAAAAAAAAAAACCCCAAAAAAAAAAAAAAAAAAAAAAAAAAAAACCCCCCCCCCAAAAAAAAAAAAAAAACCCCCCCCCUCCCCCCCCCCUCCCCCCCCCCCCCCCCCUCCCCCCCCCCCCCCCCUCCCCCCCUCUCCCCCCCCCCCUCCCUCUUCCCCCCCCUUUUUCUUUCUAGGUAGUUGGGCGUGCCAGGGACAGUAUGAGGGUUUUUUUACCGUGAAGCAGGGCGGGCUGGAGCAGGAGGGGGGAGUUCUUUCCCCCGCCGGCGGGGGAGGGUUAUGGAGGGUGUCACCAGGGCAGAACACCCCUACAGGCUAAAACUACAAAAGGUUUCCCCCACUGGAAAGGUUCCCGAUGGCAAAGGAGGUGGGGGAGACCCUGUGUGGCUUUACAAAUAAAAACCCAAACUGUCUCUUCAAACAAUAUCAACUGCUUACUUUUAACUGUUUUCUUUGGGCUGUCGUCUGUCUGUCUUCGUUGUCUGUUCUCUGGCUCUGUUGUUGUCGUUUGUCUCUUGUGUCUCUUCUGUCUGGGUUUUCUGUCUGUCUGUCGUCUGUCUGCUGUUGUCUGUCUGUCUCUCUGGUCUCCUUUCUCUGUCUGUCUCUCUGUGUUCUCUGUGUCUCUGGUCAUGUGUGUCUGUCGUCUGUCUGUGUCUGCUCUAGCUGGAGACCAUAGGAUCGAGGGGCAGGCGGCCUACCGUGUGGGUCUGGCCUAUCAAUUUGUAGGAGACCAGGUACCUCUAAAUCAGUGGUUCCCAACUCCAGUCCUCCAGUAUCCCCAACAGCCCAACUCCAGUCCUUAGUAUCCCCAACAGCCCAACUCCAGUCCUCCAGUAUCCCCAACAGCCCAACUCCAGUCCUCCAGUAUCCCCAAAGCCCCAACUCCAGUCUCCAGUAUCCCCAACACCCCAACUCCAGUCCUCAGUACCCCAACACCCCAACUCCAGUCCUCCAGUAUCCCCCAACACCCCAACUCCAGUCCUCCAGUUACCCCAACAGCCCAACUCCAGUCCUCCAGUAUCCCCCCAGUAUUCCCCAACAGCCAACUUCCAGUCCUACAGUACCCCCAACAGCCAACUCCAGUCCUCCCAGUAUCCCCAACAGCCCAAUCCAGUCCUCCAGUACCCCACAGCACAACUCAAGUCCUCCAGUAUCCCCAACACACCAACUUGGUCCUCCAGUACCCCAACACAACUCUGGUCCUCCAGUACUGGAGGCGGGAGUGGGCCUGUUGGGGAUACUAGAGUACUGGAGUGUGCUGUUGGGUUACUGGGACUGGAGUGGUGUGGUUGGGGAUACUAGAGGACUGGAGUUGUGCUGUUGGGGUUACUGGAGGACUGGAGUUGUGCUGUUGGGGAUACUGGAGGACUGGAGUUGGGAACCACUGCUCUAAAUGAAUGUAAUGUUUUUGUUUUGUUACUUUAUCUUUUAAUCAUUAGAUCAUUAGAUGUUUGUUUUUACUAUUACCAGGAGGACCACUUUGGAAACAAGUGUUUUAAUUAGAAGUGCUAUCCUCUGGGAUCUGUCCUCUGGGAUCUGUCCUCUGGGAUCUAUCCUCUGGGAUCUGUCCUCUGGGAUCUAUCCUCUGGGAUCUGUCCUCUGGGAUCUAUCCUCUGGGAUCUGUCCUCUGGGAUCUGUCCUCUGGGAUCUAUCCUCUGGGAUCUGUCCUCUGGGAUCUGUCCUUUGGGAUCUGUCCUUUGGGAUCUAUCCUCUGGGAUCUGUCCUCUGGGAUCUGUCCUCUGGGAUCUGUCCUCUGGGAUCUGUCCUCUGGGAUCUGUCCUCUGGGAUCUAUCCUCUGGGAUCUAUCCUCUGGGAUCUGUCCUCUGGGAUCUGUCCUCUGGGAUCUGUCCUCUGGGAUCUAUCCUCUGGGAUCUGUCCUCUGGGAUCUGUCCUCUGGGAUCUGUCCUCUGGGAUCUAUCCUCUGGGAUCUGUCCUCUGGGAUCUGUCCUUUGGGAUCUGUCCUUUGGGAUCUAUCCUCUGGGAUCUGUCCUCUGGGAUCUGUCCUCUGGGAUCUGUCCUUUGGGAUCUGUCCUCUGGGAUCUGUCCUCUGGGAUCUGUCCUCUGGAAUCUGUCCUCUGGGAUCUGUCCUCUGGGAUCUAUCCUCUGGGAUCUAUCCUCUGGGAUCUGUCCUCUGGGAUCUGUCCUCUGGGAUCUGUCCUCUGGGAUCUAUCCUCUGGGAUCUGUCCUCUGGGAUCUGUCCUCUGGGAUCUGUCCUCUGGGAUCAAAUGCACAUCUGGUGUAUUAUUUUCCCUAAUAAAGUCUAAUCAUUUCAGGUGACAGCCAAGCGCUUCCUGAACAUGUACAUGGAGAUCUCUACAGCUCUGGGGGACGCAGGAGGACUGGGGAAGGCUUAUAAAGCCAUAGCCAAGUCACUGGAGAGGUAGAUGACUAGUGCUGAGCCAUUAACCAUUCGGUUUAUUCAAUCAACUAAUUAAUCAAUUGUCGGUUCAAUUGCUUUGAAUUCCAUUUUUUUGUGAGCCCAACCCGCCGUUUCUCUAGAGGGAAAUCAAAUCAUUCAGGAGAGAAAUCAAGUCAAGAACUAUGUGGGACGCUGGGCUGAAGGGAGUUGUAGUUUUCAGUAAGCAAAUAUUCAACCUAGUUCAGCGCAGAAACGUGGUAACUAACUACAAUGACCAUAAUCCAUUGCGUCAGUUUUUUUGGGGCUCAGACGGAUCAGAGAGGAAGAGGCGAAGCGAGAGGUUUCACUCUCUCCAAAAUCUGUCCAAAAUAAGCCCAAUGCGUUUCUAUGGGUUUAUUUUGGACCUAAGCUUGUCGCCUGCCUUCCCACCUUUGGGUCAACAACUCCCAUUGUUAGAGCGGAGACAUGAGCAUCUCAUCAUUAUAUACAGAUCUCUGGAAGGAUACACUUUUACGCCUGCUACGUUAGGUUAGAUACACACAGACCACAUACAGUGAGGGAAAAAAGUAUUUGAUCCCCUGCUGAUUUUGUACGUUUGCCCACUGACAAAGAAAUGAUCAGUCUAUAAUUUUAAUGGUAUGUUUAUUUGAACAGUGAGAGACAGAAUAACAACAAAAAAAUCCAGAAAAACGCAUGUCAAAAAUGUUAUAAAUUGAUUUGCAUUUUAAUGAGGGAAAUAAGUAUUUGACCCCCUCUCAGUCAGAAAGAUUUCUGGCUCCCAGGUGUCUUUUAUACAGGUAACGAGCUGAGAUUAGGAGCAUCACACAUUCGAAACCAAAAUCUAAAACUGUGAUUAUUUAUUAAUAAUCUAACCGAACCGACUUCAAAAAGCACUAAUCGCUCAGCACUAUUUUACACACACAUGGACACACAGACACACUGAAGGACAGACGGACACACACACUGAAGGACAGAUGGACACACACAGGGACACACAGACACUGAAGGACAGAUGGACACAGGGACACACAGACACACUGAAGGACAGAUGGACACACACAGGGACACGGGGGGCACACACACCUGACAUUUUGUGUCGUUGGAAGGUUCCUAUACAGUUCAUGUCAAUUGUGUGUGUGUGUGUGUGUGUGAUGUGUGUGUGUGUGUGUGUGUGUGUGUGUGUGUGUGCGUGCGUGUCCUAGUGAGGGGAAGCUGAGUGAGACGGUCCAGUAUCUGGAGAAGUUUGCAGAGGUUUCCCAGAGCAACAACCAAUACCUCAACCUAGAGGAAGCAUGCAUGUAUCUAGGAGUCAUCUUCAACUCUAGAGUAAGAUGGAGGGAGGGAGGGAGGGAGGGAGGGAGGGAGGGGGGGGGGAGGGAGGGAGGGAGGGAGGGAGGGGGGGGGGGAGGGAGGGGGGGAGGGAGGGAGGGAGGGAGGGAGGGAGGGGAGGGGGGGGGGGGGGAGGGAGGGAGGGAGGGGAGGGAGGGGGGGAGGGAGGGAGGGAGGGAGGGAGGGGGGGGAGGGAGGGGACUAAAUACAAAUGCAGAGAGAUGGAUUGACAUUUUACAAUUUCACAACAUGCAUUUAUUCCACUUUUCAAAUUAAGCAUCCUCUCUCUCUCUCUUUCUCUCUCUCUCUUUCUCUCUCUCUCUCUCUCUCUCUCUCUCUCCAGGGUCAGUACAAAAAAGGCUGUACGUACUUCGAGCGGGGGUACGAGAUCGCCUGUGACCUGGGGGAUGUCCCCCUGCUCCAGAGGGCUCAGGUAGGAGGGUCUUUCUAUAAAUAAUGGGCCAAUGUGUGACAUUGGGAUCAACAUCUCAAAAUGGUUUGUGACAAAAAUACAAAAGGAUUUUCAUGCAGUUCCAUAUGUGUACUUAAGAGGAAAUUGGGCCAUAACUCCACCUUUACAACAACAGGUCUAGGACUAUACAUCCUUUAAGCUGGGUUCAUACAGACGUUGGCAAGUCAAAUUCAAGGACUUUCAGGGACUUUUUCAAGCACUUAUUGGUAAUUUCCAAGGACCUCAAUGUUAUACAAUUAUAUAAUUUAUAAUGUAAUAUAAAAUAAUGUGUAAAAAGUGUCAAAAAAGUUACCACUUUAAGAAUAAUAUAUAUUUUUAGGACUUGCCAAUGCAUUGUAAAAUAUGUGAGAAUAAUGUGGACUAAAUAGAUUGGAUGCAUUUUUCUGUAGCCGACAUAGGAACACAUAAUACAUCCAUGAAUAGUGGUAGCAUUAAUCUCAGGCACACAUAAUACAUCCAUGAAUAGUGGUAGCAUUAAUCUCAGGCACACAUAAUACAUCCAUGAAUAGUGGUAGCAUUAAUCUCAGGCACACAUAAUACAUCCAUGAAUAGUGGUAGCAUUAAUCUCAGGCACACAUAAUACAUCCAUGAAUAGUGGUAGCAUUAAUCUCAGGCACACAUAAUACAUCCAUGAAUAGUGGUAGCAUUAAAUCUCCCCAUUUGAAUCUCACCAUCGCUGUUUUUCUAACGAGAAAGGGACCUUCUUCUUCUUCUUCGGUGGAGUUUAACGGCGGUUGGCAUCCAAUAUGUUGCAUUACCGCCCCCUACUGGACUAUUGUAUAAAUCCACUUUGUGAUACAAAAUGUCAAAAGGGCAAAGAAGCUAAAACAUGAAAGACUAAUAAAUGUUUUAUUACCAACGAACCCUACGCUCAUUAAAACCCACCACCUUAUUCCACUACUUUAACCCUAUCUGCUCCUGAACCAGGCCAACAGCCUGGGAGGAAGGGACACCACCCCUCAACACACCCUGUAACUCUUCUGCAGUUAAAUCUCGUACCCCCAAGUACUUCUCUGCAGCUGCCACCACAACCUCUAUUUUCUGGGAUUUACGUUCCAUCUCUGCGGUACAGUUGAUAACCAUUGCUAUGAAUGCUAAGAAGCCAACCUUAUUGAAACGCACAGCCCUCAUUGUUCGAUCCCUCUGUUCUGACACAGAUCUACUAUUCACAGGGAUCUUCUCAGAAUCCCUCACCCUUCACCCUUCACCCUUGACCCAUCCUCCUCUACUCUCUUCACUGCCUCAGCAUACGACACCUUCUGCACUACUCCGACUCUAGCCACCUCAACCUGUCUCUCUCGCACCUGACACCUCCGAACCCCAGCAACAUGUGCACCCCUACAGUUGACACACACAACUUUUUCCCCACCGAAACGACACAUUCCUCUAUCCCAUGGCCUCCUGCACACUUCCCACGUCUUGGAAUCUCCCUCCUACACACUGCUGCGACGUGACCAUAAACGUGACACCUAUAACACCGCAGUGGAUUCAGCACAAAAGCAUAACUCAUAUUAUCCUAACAUGCCUUUGUCAGGUAAAGACUCUGAAUCUGCGUCGCCCACCAAACGGCAGGCGUCACAAACACCAGGAAUCUUCAACUUCAAUUGCUCCACCUCCACACUUAACGCUACCCCAGAAAUCACUCCCUUCAAAUGGUGCCCUGUACCUAAGCGCAAAGCAAGAUACAGGUCUUUCCCAGAGUUGCGUCGCAAGGAAACACCCCCCCCCCAAAAAAUAAUCCACUUCGGGUUACCUUCACCGACUCAACAACCACCGUCUUUUCCACCCAACCUGAAACCACCCAUGGAUCAGCCAAAAGGCCUGGUUUCAUCCCUCUUCAAAAAUCUCACUCCCACUGGACCAAACAUAUCUUUAUCAUAACCACGUCCAUCAAUGCAAGACUUGUCCGAGCUCCUCACAACACCUUCUUCCAUUUCACCUCCACAACUCGAAGUGGCGUCGGGCUCACUCUGUUUUAACUAGACACCAAUCUUCCUCGACAUACCCUCUCCCUUGUUAUUGCUAGCUUCAACAGAUUCAAACCCAUCCUCUGCCUCUCUUACAUUUUACAUUUUAUUCAUUUAGCAGACGCUCUUAUCCAGAGCGACUUACAGGAGCAAUUAGGGUUAAGUGCCUUGCUCAAGGGCACAUCGACAGAUUUUUCACCUAGUCGGCUCGGGGAUUAGAACCAGCGACGUUUCGGUUACUGGCACAACGCUCUUAACCACUAAGCUACCUGCCGCCCCACGUGUCUUUUCAACUCCCUCUGUCUUUCCCUCUGUCUUUCCCUCUGUCUUUCCAAGCCAACAUCUAUUUUUUAGAGACAUGCUAAGACCUCAUGCAGAAAUCGAGAAAGUGACCAAAAACCAGGUUAAUUUUUUUAAAUGAUAGGAUUUGUAUGGAAAGCCAAGUUGAAGCCAGCAUUAGAUGUUGUCAUCUUCAUAAUAACCGCACGUGGUUUUACCUCAACAGAGUAGCAGAACACCCUUCAUUAGACGUUGUCAUCUUCAUAAUAACCGCACGUGGUUUUACCUCAACAGAGUAGCAGAACACCCUUCAUUAGACGUUGUCAUCUUCAUAAUAACCGCACGUGGUUUUACCUCAACAGAGUAGCAGAACACCCUUCAAUUGAAGCAGCGGGAAACAAUCGAAAGUGGACACAUCUCUCAUAAAAAACAGAUCAAAAAAUGAAAUCAUGGACAGGUAGAAGGGAGCAGGAGUACUUAGAAAUUGUCUACAAUAAUUACAAGGUCCAGAAAUGUCUGAUUUUCAAGGCAGUUUCCAGUACUUCAAUUUCUGAGCUCCAAAUUAAAAAUUGGCUACUUCAAGAUCUUUGUAUUAUUACACAAUUUCAGGUGUAACAUGGGAAACCAAAAUGUAUUUGUCAUGUUUGCUCUCCCGAGUGGCGCAGUGGUCUAAGGCGCUGCAUCACAGUGCUAGCUGUGCCACUAGAGAUCCUGGUUCGAAUCCAGGCUCUGUCGUAGCCGGCCGUGACCGGGAGACCCAUGGGGCGGCGCACAAUUGGCCCAGCGUCGUCCAGGGUAGGGGAGGGAAUGGCCGGCAGGGAUGUAGCUCAGUUGGUAGAGCAUGGCGUUUGCAACGCCAGGGUUGUGGGUUCGAUAAAAUAAUGUAUGCGCUAACUGUAAGUCGCUCUGGAUAAGAGCGUCUGCUAAAUGACUAAAAUUUAAUUUUAUUACCAGAUCAUAUUGUCAAGAAGCCCACUGAACUAUGUCAUGUGUUGCCAUUAUAUCCAGAAUGAUUCAUAGGAAGAGUUGGGUGUUUUUUUUGUUGUUGUCAUUUUUAGUAGACGCUCUUAUCCAGAGCGACUUACAGUUAGUGAGUGCAUACAUUUUCCGUACUGCCCCCCCGUGGGAAUCGAACCCUGGCGUUGCAAACUGUCAGUGUUUGAAGUGGAUGUGAUGUUGGAGUCAGGCGCAGGACACAGAAGCUUAGUCCAACAGGCUUUACUAGUCAGAAAUAUGACAAUACAAAAGAACGGGCCUCAAGCAACGGAGGCGAGCGAUACGCGAACAGUGCGUAAAACACGAAAUAUAAGCGAUACGCAAACAGUGCGUAAAACACGAAAUAUAAGCGAUGCGCAAACAGUGCGUCAAUACACUUAAAUACACCAGAGCAAAAUCCAAAACCCCAACGGACAGGCGAACAACAACACACAACUACAAACAAAACCAAAGGAAACUUAUAGGUGACAUAAUCAAUAAGUGAUAAGACACAGGUGCACCAAACAGACAAAACCAAACAAACAUAGUGGUCCUCUGUAGCUCAGCCGGUAGAGCACGGCGCUUGUAACGCCAGGGUAGUGGGUUCGAUCCCCGGGACCACCCCAUACACAAAAAAAAUGUAUGCGCACAUGACUGUAAGUCGCUUUGGAUAAAAGCGUCUGCUAAAUGGCAUAUUAUUAUUAUUAUUAUUAUUAUAGAGAACAUCAAACGGUAGCAGCUAGUACUCCGGGGACGACGAACGCCGAAGCCUGCCCGAACAAGGAGGAGGAGCAGCCUCAGCUGAAUUCGUGACACAAACGCCAUGCUCUACCAACUGAGCUACAGGGUGUUGCGCAAUUAUCUAUCCUACACAAUUGCGCACCAGUACACUCGGGGUCACAAAAACAUAAUGAAAAACAUGAACUCAUUACCUCGAUGCUGUUAAAUCAGACAACAACAGAUGAUCAACAUCAAUUUUGGAUAUUAGAUCCAACGUGGAUCCAGGAACAGCUGUCUUCACCUGCGUAACAAAAGAGACAGCAAGAUAUUCUGGACAUUCCUCGCAAACACCUUCACAUGCCUUAUCACAACAGCUGUUGUUGCAUCGCAUGCCUUAUCACAACAGCUGUUGUUGCAUCGCAUGCCUUAUCGCAACAGCUGUUGUUGCAUCGCAUGCCUUAUCACAACAGCUGUUGUUGCAUCGCAUGCCUUAUCACAACAGCUGUUGUUGCAUCGCAUGCCUUAUCACAACAGCUGUUGUUGCAUCGCAUGCCUUAUCACAACAGCUGUUGUUGCAUCGCAUGCCUUAUCACAACAGCUGUUCCUCACUUGACUGUCGUUCAGAAAAUUCCUUCCUGGAUCAGAUGAUGAUCUGUGAAAAUAUCACCCGUAAUUAAACAGCUCGACAACCAAAUGCGCAUCCAAUGAGUAUUAUGCAUAAUUAUUGAAGAACCACGUUAGUGACAGUAUCGAUCUAGGUUUUAAGUAUCAAGGUAAGGUGCCUUUCAGUUAGAAGCAUUCGAUUUUGCAAUCGCAUACAUUUUGGUGGGAUUUGUGUGCCCAUGAAAACUUUUCACCACGUAACAUAAGGAGACACGACAGUUACACGUAGUUACACUGUAUUUCUGAGAUCUCUACAAAAAAACGGAACUACAUUUUAUUUGUAUUUCUUAUUGACACAUACACUGGAUAGGUGCAGUGAAAUGUGUUAUUUUACAGGAUUCUUACCGGGUUCAAGUUGAAUGUCUAAUUUAACUGAUUAAUGCUUAAUAUAUGAUAUAAUGACAACCUACAAUGCCAUACAUGCAGGGACAGAAAAGUAAUGUUUUAUUUCACACGAUUUUGGACAAAUCCGUCAAGACAGCAACCAUGAGAAAGGGUUAAACAUACUGUAGGUUUUAAAUCAACUCGUGAUUUUUAUUGAGUGCCUUGCCUUCAGAAAGUAUUCACACCCCUUAAACUUUUUCCACAUUUUGUUGUGUUACAGCCUGAAUUUAAAAUCGAUUAAAUUGAGCUUUUGUAUCAUUGGCCAGGAGAAGUUGUCUGGUUCCCAGCGGGCGAUACGGGUUCGAGUCCUGCUGCAGCGAUCCGGGAAGUCCGAUCUCAAUAUACAAAAAGCUUUAUUACAAGCAUGCAUGCAAGGGGAAAACGAAUUCGACUCGCUCUUUGUUCUCACAGACAUUUAUACAGACCCAGGAUGGGUGGGGUUGUUUCACAUGCCCUUGGAAUGAGUCCGGUACUUCUGCCCAUCACCACAGAUAGUAGGCCCAGAGAAAGACGGAUCAUACCAGGGACAUGUCCACUCCCCCACACAUCCUGGGAUAACAGGAACCAUUAAAGAUCGUUUCACAGAAAGAUAGAGCAGGGCAGUUUAGAAACAUGUUAUAAAACGGACUGGUUAUAUUACAAAAGGGCAACUUGAAACAGAGCAACCUUACAGACAACAGGAUGCUCCUUCUUCAGGUCGUAUAAAGAUAACAGGUGAUUCUAACAUGUAUUGACUGAGGGGUGUGAAUACUUACGUAAAUUAUAUAUUUUCUUUAUUUCAUUUUCAAUACAUUUGCAAACAUUUCUAAAACCAUGUUUUCACUUUGUCAUUAUGGGGUAUUUGUGUGUAGAUGGGUGUGAGGAGGAAAAAAACUCAAUUUAAUCCAUUUUGAAUUCAGGCUGUAACACAAUAAAAUGUGGAUAAGUCAAAGGGUGUGAAUACAUUCUGAAGGGACUGUAGCUAUGUUACCCUCGAAUAUCUUAAUGUAAUGACAUGAAAAAAAUUGACAUAUUAUUAUCAAUGACUUAUCAACGACAGCUGUAACAAGUUGUCCCUCGCUGGUUCCCUCGUUUCUAGAAAGAUCCAUGGACAUUAUGGAUGUGUCCCAAAUGGCACCCUAGUCCUUCUGAUAUAGUGGACUACUGUGACCAGGGCUGAUGGGGGACACAGACUAUGACCAGGGCUGAUGGGGGACACAGCCUAUGUGACCAGGGCUGAUGGGGGAGACAGCCUAUGUGACCAGGGCUGAUAGGGGAGACAGCCUACUUUGACCAGGGCUGAUGGGGGACACAGCCUACUUUGACCAGGGCUGAUGGGGGAGACAGCCUACUUUGACCAGGGCUGAUGGGGGAGACAGCCUAUGUGACCAGGGCUGAUGGGGGAGACAGCCUAUGUGACCAGGGCUGAUAGGGGAGACAGCCUACAGUGAGGGAAAAAAGUACUUGAUCCCCUGCUGAUUUUGUACGUUUGCCCACUGACAAAGAAAUGAUCAGUCUAUAAUUUUAAUGGUAGGUUUAUUUGAACAGUGAGAGACAGAAUAACAACAACAAAAAUCCAGAAAAACGCAUGUCAAAAAUGUUAUAAAUUGAUUUGCAUUUUAAUGAGGGAAAUAAGUAUUUGACCCCCUCUCAAUCAGAAAGAUUUCUGGCUCCCAGGUGUAUUUUAUACAGGUAACGAGCUGAGAUUAGGAGCACACUCUUAAAGGGAGUGCUCCUAAUCUCAGUUUGUUACCUGUAUAAAAGACACCUGUCCACAGAAGCAAUCAAUCAGAUUCCAAACUCUCCACCAUGGCCAAGACCAUAGAGCUCUCCAAGGAUGUCAGGGACAAGAUCGUAGACCUACACAAGGCUGGAAUGGGCUACAAGACCAUCGCCAAGCAGCUUGGUGAGAAGGUGACAACAGUUGGUGCGAUUAUUCGCAAAUGGAAGAAACACAAAAGAACUGUCAAUCUCCCUCGGCCUGGGGCUCCAUGCAAGAUCUCACCUCGUGGAGUUGCAAUGAUCAUGAGAACGGUGAGGAAUCAGCCCAGAACUACACGGGAGGAUCUUGUCAAUGAUCUCAAGGCAGCUGGGACCAUAGUCACCAAGAAAACAAUUGGUAACACACUACGCCGUGAAGGACUGAAAACCUGCAGCGCCCGCAAGGUCCCCCUGCUCAAGAAAACACAUAUACAGGGACGUCUGAAGUUUGCCAAUGAACAUCUGAAUGAUUCAGAGGAGAACUGGGUGAAAGUGUUGUGGUCAGAUGAGACCAAAAUCGAGCUCUUUGGAAUCAACUCAACUCGCCGUGUUUGGAGGAGGAGGAAUGCUGCCUAUGACCCCAAGAACACCAUCCCCACCGUCAAACAUGGAGGUGGAAACAUUAUGCUUUGGGGGUGUUUUUCUGCUAAGGGGACAGGACAACUUCACCGCAUCAAAGGGACGAUGGACGGGGCCAUGUACCGUCAAAUCUUGGGUGAGAACCUCCUUCCCUCAGCCAGGUCUACAAGAACUGUCUGACCUCUGAUUGCCAACAAGGGUUUUGCCACCAAGUACUAAGUCUUGUUUUGCAGAGGGGUCAAAUACUUAUUUCCCUCAUUAAAAUGCAAAUCAAUUUAUAACAUUUUUGACAUGCGUUUUUCUGGAUUUUUUUGUUGUUAUUCUGUCUCUCACUGUUCAAAUAAACCUACCAUUAAAAUUAUAGACUGAUCAUUUCUUUGUCAGUGGACAAACGUACAAAAUCAGCAGGGGAUCAAAUACUUUCUUCCCUCACUGUAUGUGACCAGGGCUGAUAGGGGACACAGCCUAUGUGACCAGGGCUGAUAGGGGACACAGCCUAUGUGACCAGGGCUGAUAGGGGACACAGCCUAUGUGACCAGGGCUGAUAGGGGACACAGCCUAUGUGACCAGGGCUGAUAGGGGACACAGCCUAUGUGACCAGGGCUGAUAGGGGACACAGCCUAUGUGUAAAUUCUUCUGUCUGUAUAUUCUGUUUAUUGUUUUCGACACCAUGUCACCAUGGUUACAUGGAAACGUACUUGGUGAGUAAAGCCGAUUCCGGUCACCCGUCUGGGCCUGGUUCCUCUCUAGGUUUCUUCCUAGGUUUCCUGCCUUCUAGGGAGUUGUUACUAGCCACUGUGCCUCUGCCAGCCUCUGCAAUGCUGGCUCUUUGGGGGUUUCGGCUGGGAAAACUGCUGAUGUAAAAAGGUAAAUUUUAUAAAAUAAUAAUGUUUGAUUGUGAUUGUCAGGUGUUUGUGGGUAGUGCCCGGGCCCACAGCAUGAUCAGGAACUACAGUCGUUACGUAGAGACGGCGUCACACGGUGACCUGCUACACCUGACAGGCUGGAAGGAGAGCAGGGAGGACGUCUUUACUGACGCAACAGCCCCCGCCGGAGCAGGUGAGAGCAGGGAGGACGUCUUUACUGACGCAACAGCCCCCGCCGGAGCA